This is a messenger RNA of Aplysia californica (California sea hare), 713 nucleotides long. Its product is annotated as 60S ribosomal protein L19. NCBI's taxonomy places the organism in Eukaryota, Metazoa, Mollusca, Gastropoda, Aplysiida, Aplysiidae. Gene Ontology annotation, biological process: translation. The transcript is spliced from 6 exons. Gene Ontology annotation, molecular function: structural constituent of ribosome; RNA binding. The coding region runs from base 96 to 677 and encodes 193 amino acids. Gene Ontology annotation, cellular component: cytosolic large ribosomal subunit; ribosome. The record is from RefSeq and is a predicted model, not a curated record.
UUUUGGCACAUUUUUGAGAACUAGCUUUGCGUAGACAAGUGAGCCUCAGCACUCAAAAGCGGAGUAACUUCCUUUUUAUCCGUAGCACAUUCACCAUGAGUACCCUUCGCCUUCAGAAGCGCCUCGCUUCGAAGGUGCUCAAAUGUGGGAAAAACAAAAUUUGGUUGGAUCCCAAUGAAACUAAUGAAAUUGCCAACGCCAAUUCACGUCAGAACAUCAGGAAGCUGGUGAAAGAUGGUCUGAUCAUCCGUAAGCCUGUGAAGGUACACUCCCGCGCCAGGGUUCGCAAGAAUGCUGAGGCUCGCCGCAAAGGUCGUCACAUGGGCCAUGGAAAGAGAAAGGGUACAGCAAAUGCUCGUAUGCCUACAAAGAUUCUUUGGAUCCGUCGCAUGAGGGUUCUUCGUCGGCUGCUCAGGAAGUACAGGGAGACCAAAAAGAUUGACAAGCAUUUGUACCGUGAGCUGUACAUGAAGUGCAAAGGUAAUGGCUUCAAAAACAAGCGUGUCCUUAUGGAGUUCAUCCACAAGAGGAAGGCCGAGCAGGCCAGGUCCAAGCUCCUCAGCGACCAGGCCGAGGCCCGCAGAAAGAAGGUCAAGGACGCUCGUAUCAGACGUGAGGAGCGCAUUGCUCUCAAGAGGGAGGAAAUGCUUAAGAACAUUGAGGAGGCCAAGAAAUAAGUUUCUCAAUAAAAUUUUAUGAUGUAAUGUUCUUGU